Meleagris gallopavo (turkey) is the source of this 1085-nucleotide messenger RNA. The record is from RefSeq and is a predicted model, not a curated record. NCBI's taxonomy places the organism in Eukaryota, Metazoa, Chordata, Aves, Galliformes, Phasianidae.
UUGCACAGCACCUUGCACAGCACCUUGCACAGCUCCUUGCACAGCACCUUGCACAGCUCUUUGCACAGCUCUUUGCACAGCUCUUUGCACAGCUCCUUGCACAGCUCUUUGCACAGCUCCUUGCACAGCAGGGCCUUUGCAUGGCAGCGCUCGGCCCUAUAGGGAAGCGGAGGCAUGGGGCCGCCCCCUCCCACCCCCAUAACCCGCCGUCCCCUUUUGCUUUCCAUUGCAGAGUGUUCAAGAAAGCCAGUCCCAACGGGAAGCUCACGGUGUACCUGGGCAAGAGGGACUUUGUGGACCACAUCGACGUGGUGGACCCCGUGGACGGAGUGGUGCUGGUUGAUCCUGAGUACCUGAAGGAGAGGAAAGUCUUCGUGACGCUGACGUGUGCGUUCCGUUAUGGCCGUGAGGACCUGGACGUGCUGGGCCUGACGUUCCGCAAGGACCUGUUUGUGGCCAACGCUCAGGCCUUCCCCCCCGUGCCCGAGGACAGGAAGCCCCUCACCCGCCUGCAGGAGCGCCUCAUCAAGAAGCUGGGCGAGCACGCCUACCCCUUCACCUUCGAGAUCCCCCCCAACCUGCCCUGCUCCGUCACGCUGCAACCCGGCCCCGAAGACACAGGGAAGGCCUGCGGUGUGGACUAUGAGGUCAAAGCUUUCUGCGCGGAGAACCUGGAGGAGAAAAUCCAUAAGAGGAACUCUGUUCGCUUGGUCAUCCGCAAAGUGCAGUACGCCCCGGAGCGCCCCGGCCCCCAACCCAUGGCAGAGACCACCAGGCAGUUCCUCAUGUCAGACAAACCGCUGCACCUGGAGGCGUCCUUGGACAAGGAGGUGGGGAUGGGGGCUGAGCUGCCGGAGAGGAGCUCUGCAGAGAAGGACCUCGGGGUCCUGGUGGCCGACGGUUGGCCAGUAGGGUGACCACGAGGCAGCAGUGGGUCCUGGUGGCCAAGAAGGCCUGGGGUGUCCUGGUUGCUCAACAGUUGGCCAACAGUUGACCAUGAGGCAACGGUCUGUGCUGGUGGCCAAGAGGACCAGUGGUGUCCUGGUUGGCCAGCAGUUGAUCACAGACUGAUCAUGAGCCAGCAG